AUGUGGCUAUCCUCGGUAGUGCUAUGGGUGGCAAUGACAAGUAUCCAAUGUCAGGUAUCAAGUACGUUGAGGUAUCAAGAAGGGCUACUAGAUCCUUCAAAUCCGGCUGACCCCUCGCUUACUAACUACUACAUGAAUGGCCAGACUUAUAGGCCUAAAUCUGGGUCCCCAAAUCUUCCAUUCGAUUCCAAUGUCACUCGAGAUUCCCCGACCUUGAUCACUCCAACAGUUGGUACUCCCACCUUAACUGUGAUCAGUCCAACUCCGAUGAUAAGUCCUAUCUCAUCGAUCCCUCCAUCGCCUCAGAUGGCAGCUCAAGAUACUACGACAUCAGUGGUAAGACAGGAGCAAAAACCCCGAAACGCUUCAAUAGGUAGCCUAGGUCGUUUUCUGAGUUUGUAAUCAUAGCCUUUUAGCAUCGGGGUAUCAACAGAAUCCCGCAAACCCAGGAUUCAUCGGACCGAGUGAGUUUCCGGAGAUCUAACGUCAUGCUUUUGUUACAGUAGUCCCUCAGCCCAUAUACGCUCCUCCCGAGCCAAUUCCACUAAUCGUCGACGCUGACUGGGUCAAUGACGCAUUGCUGGUAAGAACCGAAGCCAUUGUAAUGUUAUUGUGUAAUAAAACUAAUCAGAAAAUACUGUAAUAUAAUUAAAUUAUGUUUCUUAGACACGGAAGCCGAUAAAAUUGAUAGACGCAACCAUGUCUUCACGACAUCCCCCGAUGGACUACAAAGUGUUCCGUGACCAGUAUUACGGGAAAUGGGAUCGACUCUUCGCCGAGAAUGUAUGUCACCGAAACGCGUGUAGUUUAGGCCCCAGGCCAACACCGAAUUCCAGCGUGUCCACAUUCCCUCGGCCGUUCACUUCAACAUGGAUAUAGCCACCUAUCCCGCUUGGAAUGAUCCCUCGGCUUUGUAUCCGCCGGAGCUUUUUCAGGAAUAUGUUCAGAGAUUAGGAAUAAACCAAGGAGAUCACUUGGUCAUCUACUCCCGAGGAACCCUGGGAGGUGCUCUCGAGACGAGGGUGUGGAAUCUAUUCAGGGUAAGCGAACCGACCAAAGAGCAUGGGAAGCCCACAAUUGUUUCAGAUUUACGGUCAUUCACGGUCUAGCAUUCUGGAUGGGGGAUUAGCUCGAUGGAUGGCCGGUAAUUACUCUUUAUCCGACUUGGAUGGGCAUAUUGAAUCAGGAAAUUGGACUGCUGCCUUCGAUCCUGGACUAGUCAUCGGAUUCGACGAACUCUCUAGUGUGGAGGGGAAUGGCUACUGUCUUUUGAACAAAUUAUAUUGGGUGAGAACAAUUCUGAGGGUACAAUUACUCUCUUCAGUACAACUUUUUGGAUGCCAGACCAAAACCUGAAUUUAUUGGACUGGACCAGCCCCGACCAACUCCCGAUACGAUUGCUCAGAAUCCUCCUCCAGUUGGACUGGCUCGAGUUGUUGGCCCCCAUCUUCCAGGAGCCAAAUCUUUGCCUGCCGAAGAUUUGGUCAGACCUGAUGGAAAGAUCUACUCUCCACCAGAGUUGGCAUUGCGUAAGAGCAAAAGAUUCUGGAUUACCAAACAUUUACAGGGCUGGGACAAGCUGGUUACAUGGCAGGCAGAGAAUCGAUUGCAGCAGGCAACAACCCUGAAGAGGCUUCGAUGGUCGUGCUGGCUCUGGCCAUGACCUAUGACCCCAGAGUCCGACUCUACAAUGUAAUUGUGUUUAAUUAGACAUCCUGACUCACCCGUCCAAUUAAUCUUUCUUGUCCCUUUUCAGGCCGGCAUUCCCGAACUGAAACUCCGUUCGCCCCAUCUCAUAAACUAA
Bursaphelenchus xylophilus (pine wood nematode) is the source of this 1804-nucleotide messenger RNA. Lineage: Eukaryota; Metazoa; Nematoda; Chromadorea; Rhabditida; Aphelenchoididae. The record is from the annotation of a GenBank genome assembly.